UUGUUCAUUAGGUUCAAGUUGACGUUGCUUGGCUCACUCAAGUUGAAGUUGGUUGGCCUUGUGAGGCAACUGUGCAGAGAAAUGGCAAAAGGUCUCAUAUGGGCAACAGCAGAGGAUUUGGCAAGGAAUAGAGGACGUGUUCUCUCUCUUUAUCGCCAGAUAUUGCGGAGCAUCAACUCCCCAAAGCUUCCACUCACUUUUGCAGCAAGAUUGGCUAAGAAAGCAGAGGUUCGUGCUAUCUUCCUGUUGGCUUCUGAAGAGACAUCCCUGCAUAACAUUGAAGACCUUAUUGACACUGCUGAGUAUUCUCUUUCCCUUCUAAGUUCUAAGAAAAGGUGAAAUCCCCAAAUAUAUACAAUGAGUAAGUCAUGUCUCUCUCUCUCUCUCUCUCUCUCUCUCUCUCUCUCUAAGUGGUUGAAUCUCACUCAACCUAUACAAGAUACACAUGGAACAAACUCAUUAUGAUGAACUACUUUGAUGUGACUUCUUAUUUACUGAAAUAAAAACUUUAGUCCUUUGUUCGUGAUGCA
Molecule: messenger RNA, 530 nt
Organism: Quercus robur (English oak)
Lineage: Eukaryota; Viridiplantae; Streptophyta; Magnoliopsida; Fagales; Fagaceae
Exons: 2
Coding region: 82-339 (85 amino acids)
Source: RefSeq, a predicted model, not a curated record